AUCGAGUUCUGUGAACUAGUGGAACAAUUUGCAGUUCUAUAUGAUUACAGACGAUCGGAUUAUUGCAACAGAAGUGCACAAGACCAGGCAUGGGAACAAAUAUAAAAAAAAAUCAGUGCAAAUGUAUCCGAGUGUAAAGACCGCUGGAAGAAUAUAUGAGGAAGCUAUUCAAAGUAUAGGGCAAAACUACAAACAAAAUCAGGACAAGGAGCUAAACGAUUAUUAUCUGGCCCCACAUCUCUUCUUGGAUCCUUUCUUGAAGUCUCGCAAAAGCAAAGGCAACAUAGCUGAAGAGUCUGCAUUAUCAGCUGAUGAGGAAGCUAAUUAA
Acanthoscelides obtectus is the source of this 328-nucleotide messenger RNA. Lineage: Eukaryota; Metazoa; Arthropoda; Insecta; Coleoptera; Chrysomelidae. The record is from the annotation of a GenBank genome assembly.